Molecule: messenger RNA, 1098 nt
Organism: Plasmodium cynomolgi strain B
Lineage: Eukaryota; Apicomplexa; Aconoidasida; Haemosporida; Plasmodiidae
Product: RuvB-like 1
Exons: 5
Coding region: 1-1098 (365 amino acids)
Biological process (GO): box C/D snoRNP assembly; chromatin remodeling; regulation of transcription by RNA polymerase II
Cellular component (GO): Ino80 complex; NuA4 histone acetyltransferase complex; Swr1 complex
Molecular function (GO): ATP binding; ATP hydrolysis activity; DNA helicase activity
Source: RefSeq, a predicted model, not a curated record
AUGAACAUCAUUGAGUCCAAUAGGGAAAAGGAGAGGAUAAGCCUACACAGCCAUAUUAGUGGCUUGGGGCUAGAUGCGGACGGGUUCGUGCAGGACUUGAACUUUGAGCAGAAAAAAAGGAAAAGCGGCAAAAUGGGCGUCAAUGGGCUGAUGAAUGGGCAGCCGAACGGGGUGAUAAAUGGGCAGCCGCACGGGGUGAUAAAUGGGCAACCGAACGGGAUGGUAAAUGGACACGCAAACCCCGAUGACGCAUUAUGUAACGAAUUCACGGGUAACGGAAUAAAGGCAAAUAGUGAACUUAAUGGGUACGCACACACAAAUGGGGAGUGCACUCAUCCCCAAGAAGAAAGUGACGAUGAAGUAUAUCGAAACUUUUAUAACUGCAAAGGAAUGAUUGGACAAAAAAAAGCGAGAGAAGCAGCAGGAAUAUUUAUCAAUCUAAUUAAGGAAAAAAAUAUAUGCAAAUGUUUGCUCUUAGCAGGACCCAGUGGAAGCGGAAAAACAGCCAUAGCUAUAGCUAUAAGCAAAGAAAUUAGCGAAGAUUCCAUCCCCUUUUGCAUCUUCAACGCAUCUCAGGUAUACUCUUGUGAAGUAAAAAAAACAGAAAUAUUAACUCAAUAUAUAAGGAAAAGUAUAGGCGUCCAUAUGCUAGACAUUGAAUGCUUCACUUACUUAAACCGAACCUUGGAAUCCAACUUGGCCCCCAUAGUCAUUUUGGCCACAAAUCGGGGAAUAUGCAACAUAAAAGGUACGAACAUCAUAUCCGCCCACGGAAUCCCCGUUGACUUGCUGGAUCGAAUCAUAAUUGUUAAGACGAUGUUGUACAAUAAGGAGGAAAUACUACAGGUUCUAAAACUGAGGUGCAAAUUUGAGAAAAUAAAAAUCGAAAACGAAGCCUUAAAUUAUUUGGCCGAUAUAGGCAUCCAGUGUUCCCUAAGAUACGCCAUUCAACUUUUAACCCCAGCGAAAAUAUUAUCCAAAAGAAAAGGGAAAAAACGGAUAAAUAAAAGCAUUGUAGAAAUCGUUUCCUCCAUUUUUUUUGACACAAAAAGAUCCACGCAGCUUCUCUUGGACGACAAAAAUAAAUAUUUGUAUUAG